Cannabis sativa is the source of this 1884-nucleotide messenger RNA. RefSeq lists its product as uncharacterized. Bases 1 to 1884 code for a protein of 627 amino acids. The record is from RefSeq and is a predicted model, not a curated record. Lineage: Eukaryota; Viridiplantae; Streptophyta; Magnoliopsida; Rosales; Cannabaceae. The transcript is spliced from 8 exons.
AUGGCAAUCACUCGGUCAUCUUCAUCCCCUUCUCCAGUUCUCAAAAAGAAAUCAAAAAUGGGCAAGAAAUCUUUGGCCAACAAAUCCAAGGGUAAACGCCCAAUCAUUGAUGAUUUUGAUUCUGAUUUUGAAGCUCCCAUGCCGAAGCGUGUGAAACCCACUUCUUCGAAGAAAUCGAAGCUGAACUUGGAGGAGUCCUCGCUUCCAGAAAUUUCUGGGAAAAAAUUUCAAAAACCUGUUACACAUUCUGCAGAUCGGACUGAGGUUAUGUGUUUUGUUUUCGUUUUUGGUGUUUUCAAUCAUUCUUCGUUAGUUUCUUUUCAGUUUUUAAAUAGUUUUAUUCUUUUGGUUUGGGACUGUAAAUUUAGUCCUUCUGAUUUUUACAGAUCUAAUUUGGGCAUUUUCUGGAUAUGCCUGAGUUUGUUUUUCACCCACAAGUCGUUCAUAGUUUACUACUUAAGGGAAGUUUUACAGCCUAAUCCUAAGGAGUUUUGGGCUAAGGUUGCUGGCCGUUGCAUACGGUUUAGUGCCGAAGAAUUUUACCUUAUUUCUGGUUUAGAUUGUUUCGGUGAUUGCAACAAGUUGUUGUUUUCACAGGAAACAAAUCAAUUGGUAGAAACAUGUUUCCGUGGUGUAAAAACUAUUGACAACAAAGCCAUCGAGGAUGCUUUUUUGGGUAGUCGGUGGGGUUUGGAUGAGUCUAUUGGUUUGAAAAUGGCUGUUUUGUAUUUCAUUCAGUGUUUUCUUCUUAGCAAUACUCCUGACAAAGAAGUGUCUAGGUUUGUUCUAGAUGUAGUUGAUAGCGGUCGGUGGGAUGAGUAUUGUUGGGGUAGGGAAUCAUUUGAAUUGACAAUUGACUCAUUCAAAGGUAGGAUUGAGCAUGGGAUCAUUAUGAAAAAUAGAAAGGCAGAGAAGGGAGGCCAAUAUGAUGGCUGGUAUAGGGCAUUGGGAUGUCCUUGGGUUUUUACUGUUUGGUUUUAUGAAUGCUGUCCUGCAAUGGUGAACUCUUUCUGUAAGAGAGUUUCAUCUUCUAUUCCCAGGAUUCUGAACUGGAGCAACACCAUCGUCACCAAAAAUCCAACCCUUCGAGACUUGAAGGGCAAGAUUUUUGAUUUACCUUUGGAGAAGUUGAAGAUAAAAAACAUGCGUCCUACUGAUGAAGAGAGGCAGCAGCUUCAACUUGACGGUCUAUUUCUCGAUGAAUCUAUUGAUGAACGUGGUGUAGCGAAGCAAUCCUUCGAGGGUGGCUCAUCUUCAAAGAAGUCUGAUUCAGCAGAUAUUGAUUGGAUGAAAUCUAAGCUGGAGAUGCUCAGUUCGAAUCAAUCAUCAUUGGCCGAGGACUUCAUUUCGUUGAGGUGUUUUGUUGAUUUUAAUUUCAAAUCUGUAAUGACUGUAAUUAAGGAUAUCCAAGAGAAGGUUAAUGCCAUUCAUCGUCGUCCUUCUGACGAGGGAAAGUCAUCGGAUGAAUUAGUAACUCAAGAUUCUGAUGAUGAUCCUGAUGAUGAUGAUGAUGAUGAUGAUGCCGAGGAUGAUGACAAGCAAUUGCCUGAUCCAGAAAAUAUUGAUUCCGACUCCGACGAUGGUGGUGAGUUGGUUAAAGUUGGUGGGGAUGCUGAUGAUGCUGACAAGGAUGUUGAGAAGCCGAAGGGCGAUGAGUCUCGAUUGAAGGGGGACGAUUUCUUUGAUGGGUUGAGCCAGCUUGUAAUAGAUGAUGAUCAAGUUGUGUUGGGGUGGCUUGGAGGUACAUUGCUAAAAUCAAUGUCCCCGCACCCAAUCCAGAUGUUGUUGGUGAAAAGUCAGAUGCCAUUCAUACUGAUGAAGAAACUGAGGAUACUGUCUCUGAUACACCUCUGUUGGAUAAGAGGAAGCGUGCUCCGGCCUUGA